UCCCCUCCUCAUCCUCCACCUCACCGGUUGUUGCCAUGGAGAUCCCGGUGCUCCGUGGUGCGCUCUCGGUGGUGGAAGAAGACGAGGGCUACAGCGCGCCACCGCCACCGCCGGGGUCCGAGGAGCGACUACGGUACCGGCGAGGAGGAGGAGGCGGGAGACGGCGGCACGGGGUGCCGUUCAACCGGAGCGGCUAUUACGCGCUGAUAGUGAUCGGGGAGAUCGGCACGGAGCACCAGCUGGACUCCGCCAGGGCGCAGAUAGAGCGGGGAAUCCGAUCGUGGGACGUCGACCUCAAUAGCUGCGACCUCGAUAAGCAGCUGCAGCUGUUUGUAACUCGUCACUCGGCCCACUUCUCCUCCGAGGUCAAAGGACAAAGAACUCUCCACCACAGGAGUGAUGUCCUAGAGACCGUGGUCCUCGUCAACCCUUCAGAAGGCACCGUGGUAUCAGAGAUCCAGUCUCUAGUCACAGACUCAGCAGGACACAAGCUUCUGGUCUUGAGUGGACAAAGCUCAGAUCACGGUGGCCUUUUUCUUCAAACUGGGGUUUUCACCUACCAGACCUUGUCACGUGUCUUUGCUGAUCCUGGGGUCAGUGAAUUACUGGGCACAACAGCCCCCAAGCAGCAGGCUACACUUACUGUGUCCUGCCGCGGGGAGGUGGGCUGGAGCUCCCUGGGACAGCAGCAGACCCUGCGAGAGUUUCUGGAAUACAAACUAAACCCCGAGUCUGUCCUUCCCAAGAUGGAGGGCGUCACCGAGUUCACAGAGUACAUCUCUGAGACGGUCGACGUCCCUUCGCCUUUUGACCUCCUGGAGCAACCCACAUCCGGAGGCUUCCUGAAACUGUCCAAACCGUGUUGCUACAUCUUUCCCGGUGGACGCGGAGACUCUGCUCUCUUUGCCGUAAAUGGCUUCAACAUCUUAGUGGAUGGAGGCUCUGAACGAAAAUCAUGCUUCUGGAAGCUGGUUCGUCACUUGGACCGCAUUGACUCGAUUCUGCUCACGCACAUCGGCGCCGACAAUCUCCCAGGUAUCAAUGGGCUGCUUCAGAGGAAGAUAGCAGAACAGGAGGAGGAGCAGUCUCAAGGCUCCACCGACUACAGCGACUGGAUGAAGAACCUGAUCUCUCCUGAACUAGGUGUGGUGUUCUUCAACGUGCCAGAGAAGCUCCGUAUGCCAGAAUCUAAUCUUAAAGUGAAACGCAGCAUCGAAGAGGCCUCGCUGACUUUGCAGUACCUGAAUAAACUUGGAAUCAAACCAGAGCCUCUCUGUCGAGUGGUCAGCAACACUAUUGAGCCGAUUACUCUGUUCCACAAGAUGGGAGUGGGCAGGUUAGACAUGUAUGUUCUCAAUCCUGUCAAAGACAGUAAAGAGAUGCAAUUUUUAAUGCAGAAGUGGGCUGGCAACAGCAAGGCCAAAACUGGUAUUGUGCUGCCCAACGGGAAAGAAGGAGAAAUAUCUGUGCCCUACCUGACAUCAGUGACAGCCUUAGUCAUCUGGCUUCCUGCCAACCCUACUGAAAAGAUCAUCAGAGUGCUGUUCCCUGGGAAUGCACCACAAAACAAGAUCCUAGAGGGUCUGGAAAAAUUAAAGCACCUUGACUUCUUGCGCUAUCCUGUUGCCACACAAAAGGAUAUUGCCUCCGGAGCUCCUCCCUCUGUUAUAAAACAAACCAAGUUAAAACAAAGAACAGACAGCAGAGAGAGUCUCAAGUCAUCGCCGAAGACGACUGCAAAAGCCUCAAAGAAAGAAAAUGAAGGACAAGAUGAUGUGUCGGCCGCCACAGAGGCAAAGAGUGACUCCGUGAAGGAAAAUAUCUCUGAGAAAAAAGAGGAGAAAAAGCCUACUAAAACGAUAAAAUCUAAAAGUGAUGUGCCAGAAAAGAAAAAACUCCUGAAGGAAAAAUCCUUAAAAAAACACCCGAAGGAAAGGGUGUCAAAAAUGGAUGAGAAAAAGGACAAGGAAAAGAAAGAGAUCAAGAAAGUAAAGAAAGAUGACUCUGCUAAAAAAGAUGAAAAGAAAGAUGUUAAGUCCAAAGACGACAAAAAGAAGGACACAUCCAAACCAGAGCUGAGAAAAAUUACAAAGCCUGACCUGAAACCGUUUACUCCAGAAGUCAGAAAGACAUUGCACAAAGCUAAAGUGUCAAGUAAAGCAAAGACCGGAAAAAUCAAAGCAGCAAAGACUUUACCUGCUGAGCCGAAGCCUGAGGAGCCAAAACCUGAAACUAUUCAACCUGAACCAGCAGAGAAUGGAGCUGUUGAGGGCAAGUCUGUUCUCUCAACCCCUGAAGACCUCACCAAGGAUUUUGAAAAUAUGAAAAAAGCUGAAGUUGUAGAUGUAUCAGCAGAGCCUCCAGACAGUUAUGAGCCGACUGCACAAAGCCUUACCCAGGAGAAGCAGGAAGCAUCUGAAAUUCCACCUGAAACAAAGUCUCCAGAAGAGGAGGCAUCAGCCCCAGAAGCCAAAGCUGAAGUUGACAACAACAAGUUGACAGAAGAGAGAGAAAUGGAAGAUGCUCAAAAGUUUGAGGAUGAAGGAGCAGCAUCUCAGGAUGAGGAUGAGGAGGAAGAGGAGGAAGAAGAGGCCCCGGCUGCCAAAAGAAAUACAGAAGAGGAGGUGGAAGAAGAUAUGGGAAUAGGUGAAGAGGAAGAUGAGGCAAAAUGGAAGGAAGCAAAGGACGAUGGUCUUGACAGGAAACAUGAGUUAGAAGAAAUGGAGAAAUCUGAAACACUCUCAGCUAAGGUUGGGACAAAAGUGCAGCUCCAAACGAUUCCAUCAGAGGAAGACGAGGAGGAGGAGGCAGUGGAGAAAGCUGAACUGGAGGAGGUAGAAGAUUUAGAUGUUAUAGCAGAUGAAGAGAUCAAACCUGAAGAUGCAGCCGAAGAAGAAAUGGUCACUGACAUUCUGGCUGAAGAAGAGGAAGAGGAGGAGGGCUACCUGUCACAUGUUGGAGGGGCCACAGCUCCCAUAACCUCGGUAGUUCAAGGAGCCGCUGCAGCUGAACCCAUCUCCUACAUCCAAGACGAGACCAUCCCCGGCUACUCUGAGACGGAACAGACCAUCUCUGACGAGGAGAUUCACGAGGAGGCAGAGGAGAGGAUACCACACCUUCAGUAUGACGUCGGUGCCUACGACAUCUCUGUUCCAGAUCAGACCGGAUCAUUUGUCAACAUUCACGGCAUGAGGGAGAUGCAAGCUGCAGCUAUGACCGAGAAAAGCUUCAUCCCAGGCGUGCACGAGCAGGUAUCGGUGUUCACCAACAUCAUCACUGCUCCUCUGGCAGAAGAGGAGCAUGUGUCCUCUGCAACGUCCAUCACGGAGUAUGACAAAGUGUGCUCUUUCCCUACUUCUAUUGCUGAAGACCAAUCUGUGGCAUCUGUUGCAGCACCUUCAGCUGAGGAACCCCCCAAAAGUCCCGUUAUCCUGUCAACCCCACCCGAAGCCACCCAAGGCAAAGAGCAGCCACUCUCUGCAAGAUCUCUUUCACCACCUUCUUUAGAAGAAGACAAACAAUCCAAGUCUCCUUCUGAUGACUUUGAGCUUCCUGUUGCAGAAGUGAAGACGCCGGCUAAAGCUCCUGAAGCUCACGAGGAAGAAGAGGAAGCGGAAGAGGAGGAGGAAGACCAAACUCCUAAUGUAGACAUUUCACUUGAAAAACUCCAAGAGGGCUAUGCUUCAUCCCAAUUAUUACAACAUAAAGAGAUGGAUAUUGAAAAGCUUGCUGGCUCAGUGUCUCCAGUUUCUAUACAAGACACCAAACCAGUCCACCUACCAAUUGAAGAAGAAAAUACAAUAGCUGUUGCACCUAAAGAUAUUUCAUCUGUUGUGCUUACUAGACCUUUUGGAUCGGACUCAGUGACUUCAGAGAGUGAAGAGCGCUGCUUCAGUCCAGAUGAUAUCACUGUGAAAAUGGCCUCCCCUCCACAGUCCGGACCACCGAGUGUGGCUCACUCUCCUCUUCGUCAGUCACCAGUGGAAGACAAGACGAAGGUUUUCCCUGAUUUAGCAACAGACGAGAAAACAAAAAAGACCGAUGAAGCAGGAACAGAGACACAAAAAGAUGUUGAUAAACAGAAAGCAGAUCAGCAUGAAGUAGAUGUUUCAACAUCUUUAGACGAAUCAUUUGAGAAGGACAUGAAAGAGGUUCCAGUGAUGAAGGAGUCAGAAAAAGACUCUUCAUCAGUGCCAAAAGAUGAAGGCAAGCGGUCAGAAACAAUCCCUGUGUUUGCUGCGUCUUUAAGAGAAGUUCAGCCACCCGCGUCAGUGAGGGAUUCCCUCAUUUCAUCUGGACAAAGUGAUAAAGAGGUGGACCACACGCUCAAAGAAAAAGAACCCAAAGUGCCGAUUACAGGAACCUUUCCAGAGAGGGAAAGUCGUUUCCUGGACAAUAAAGAUGAUAACAAGAAAGAUGAUGAUGAUGAUCAUGGUGAUAAACCUGCAGUUAAAACCAUUAAGGCAGAACAGGAGAAAGAAAAGGACGACACCUCUGAUGUCCCACAAAUCAAGGAUGAGCAAAAACAGAAAUCUGUCAUCCAGGAAGACGUUUCUGCCGUUACGUCCAUCACGGAUGAGAGAGUAGAGCAAGAGACAAUAAAGGAUGAUACCUCCGAUAUUAAACCCAUCAAAGAAGAGCAAAUUGCAAAGGACAUUUUCACGGCUGUUACAGCCAUUAAAGAAGAGCAUAAAGAGCCUGAGAAGGACCACACUCCUGAAGUCACAACCAAAGAAGCAGAGAUGGAAAUUGUUGCUUCUGAGAACAAAGAAAUGAAAAAUGAGCCGAAGCAGAGAGUUGAUGAUUUUGACCUCAAAAACAAAGGUGCUGAGGAAGAUGAGCUUGAAAGAAAUGAUUUGUUUGAUAGUGACAUUUCUGAUAUUAGCCCUGUAAAGACUGAACAGGUCCGCGCCACAGAUAUCAAGCCUGUUAAAGACGAGAUGGAGAAAGAGGUAAAAAGAGACGACAUGCCCAUUACUGAACCUACUAAAGAUGAAAAGAAAAAGGAGACAUCUGAUAUCAAAGUGAUUGAAGACAAGAAAGAGGAAAAAGAGAUGGAAAAGAUAGAUGCUUCUGCUACCAAGUCCUUUACAGAUGAGCAGAGGGAAGAUGAUAAAGAGAUUGGUGACAUCACUGUUGCUAAAGUCACCAAAGAAGAAGAAAUAAUGAGUAAGGGGGAUACGUCUGCUGCUAAGGGGCAAGAGAUUUGUAGAGAUGCUGUCUCAACCAUCAGCCUGAGUGAAGAUGAAAUUCCCGCUGCCAAGUUAGCCACAGAGCAAGAAAAAGAUAAGGAGACAAGUAAAGAUGAUAGUUCUGACACCAAACUCUCCAAGGACCAGGAAAAAGAUAUGACGACAAGCAAGGAUGAUGCCCAGAUCUUCAAACCUACUAUAGAGGACAUAAGUAAAUAUGAUACUGCUGCUAUUACCAAGGCAGAGGAAGAAGAUAAACUGCAAAGAACAGAAGAUACUUCUGCUGCUAAACCAACACUUGCAAAAGACAAGGAACAAGAGGAAAGUAAAGAUGACACUUCCGCCACCAAAUUUACCAAGAUAGAAGCAGAGCAUGUACAAUUAAGUAAAGAUGAUGAUUUCUCUUCCGCAUCAAGCAAGGCAGAAGCAGAAGAGACACUUAAAGAUGCCAUCAAACCAGUCGUGGAGGACGGAAAGCAGAAAGAAAGUAAUGAAGAUGCUGUCAAAACCGCCAAGACAGAGGAAGAGGAUGUAAUGAUGUGCAAAGAUAUUUCCGCUGUCAAAACAUCCAAGGACGAAGUUGUUACUAAACCCACCAUGCAAGACGAAAAGGUAAAAGAAAUCAGUAAAGAUAUUAGUGCUGUCAAAUCAACGAUAGAAGAAGAAAAGGAGAAAGCAGUAGAUAAUAAGGAAACUUUCGCUGAGGAAUGGGUUUCAAUUCAAGAUCAUAGUGUUGCUAUCGAACCCAUCAAGGAAGAAAAAUAUACAGUAAUUAUUAAGGAUGAAAUUUCUGGUAUCAAACCUACCAAGGAGGAAGAAAGCAAAGACAUUUCUGGUGUGAAAGCCCCUGAAGAUGAGGAGAAGGUAGAGAUGAAAGAUGUUACAUCUGAUGUAAAACUCUUCAAGGAGGAGGCAAAAGAAAUCCCAAAGGAUGAUAUUGAUGAUAAAGAAAUUAAAAUGAAAGAGAAAGAAAUGGAGCAGAAGGAUGAUACAUAUGUCAAAGACAUAAAGGAUGAUAAAGGGGUGAAAAAUGUUGACAUUCCUGACAAACAGAUAAAAACGCAGGAGGUUAAAGAGCAGGAGAAGGCUGAUAUCUCUGAUCACAAACCGAUUCUGGAGGAAAUUAAAGAUAAAAAAACUGAGAAAGAUGACACUAACAAGGAGAAAGAAACUGACACCAGUGUAGAGCAGCCCAAGGAUGGGAAAGAGAAAGAGUCAUCUAAAGUUGAAACCAUCGAGGUUGAAGGCAAACAGGGCAGUUGUGAAGCGGAAUCCACCAAACAGGAGGCAGAGGAAGAGAUGUACAAUCCAACAUUAAGCACCAAAGAUGAUAAAAAAGGGAAAGAUGAUUAUCCUUUCGAUACUGAGUCUAAGAAGGAUGAUAAAAAAGAGGUGCAUCUUCCCGUGUCUCUGACCUUGGAAGAAGAGAGAACGAAAAAGGAUGAUAUUUGGGACAUUAGUGAUAAGCAUAUACAUGAAGCAACCUCUGAUAAGCUUACUGGAACUCAAGUUGAGAAGGAAUCUUUUGGUGCUGCAGAGAUUCAGCAAGACACCUCUGUAACUACAUCAAGUGAAGACAUGAAACCAGUGAAAGAUGACGUCUGUGUGUCUCCCAGCCAAAUCCAGGAGGAGCAAAAAGAAGCAAAGGACGAGAAGAUGGAGAAAGAAAAAGACGACACGCAUGUUGCUGAACUGAGCAAAGAACAGAAAAUGGAAAAAGAACAAGAAAAAGAAUACACCUAUGAGACUGAUGACACCAAAGAUGAAAAGAUGAUGAAAGGAAAAGAUGUUGCCGACAAGAAGACAGAUGAGAUCACUGAAAAAGACUCAUGUGAUGGAGACCACACCAGAGAGGAGAAAUGGGAGAGAGAGGAGUUACAAGAGAAAGACAUUAAACAACCUGCACUGAAAGUGUCAGGAGAAGCAUUUGUGGUUCAGUCGUCUGACGAAGACAGGGGAGAUGAAGAGGAGGAGGACAUUUGUAUGGGAGGAGCAGGCUCCAGACCUUUGUCAGUGGAGCUGAGAAAAUCAGAACAUGACAUCUCGUCUGCAGGCCUGCCCUCAUCCCAAAAACCACAGACAAGUGACCAAACUAAACAGCCAAUAUCGGAGCAGACCACAGGGAUCAUACCAACACUCACAAUGCAGGAGCCCUCGAUAGAUGAAGACGGCAAAGAGUUUGGCAUAGAAGAAUCCAGACUUUCACCUGAAGCAGGCAAAGAACCCACAGCUGCACCACUUGCCAAGCCAGAGCCCUCCUUUGAUAUUGUCACAUCAAUGGAGACGACUACACAAGAAAAGGCUUCCGAUAUACCAGCAGCUAAAGUAGAGCCAAUGUCGGACUCAACUGAGCAAAAGCCCGUGUUGUCAACAGUAUCGAGCACCGACAGUCAACCCAGGAGCUCUACGCUCUCGAGCACUGAGAGCCAGUCCAGUGUGGAGGAAACACCACAACAAGAGCAACAAAUAUCGCCUCUGACAAGCUCAGCGGUCAGUGCUACAGAAAAAGCAAAGCUGGAUGAGAAACCAGGAAAGGAAGCAGAGAGGGAGAUGGAAGGAGAGCGAGAGGUGGCUUCUCCCGGAUUAUCACAGCCUUGUUCAUAUUUUAUGUUGGAUUCUGAGGAUGCCAGCCACACAGAAGUUGUUAAAUCUGACACUGCAAAAAUGACCUCAGAGAAGGAAACAGUCGGUGGAAGCAUCGGAGAUGAAAAGCAAACCUUUGGUGCGUCCAAGUACGAUCCGUAUGAAAAGCCAAUUCCAAAGGAUCAUGACUUGGACUCCAGAGAAGAAAGCGAGGUUUCUUUGGAUUUCGAUCACGCCUCUGAUAUUGGUAUUGAUGAUAACAGAAGAACAAGCCAGACAGAGGCUGGAGGAGCCAUGUUCGUCCUGGACGAGCCUCUGUCCUUUAGUAGAGUCGACUACAGCCCAGUGUCUCUCACUGAGAGUGAGAGAAGCAGCCACCAUAGUGCCUCUCCUAAAUAUGAAGACAGGGAGAAAGGCCAAGAGGAAGAGUGUGAGCGAGAAGAAAGACCAGAUACACCUUAUGUUGAAAAGAGCUUUUCAUCCAUGGACAUGCAAGAUAACAAAAUGUCCCAGGCGGCUGAGUCUUAUUCUUUCAGUCCCAAAGAGGAUAAACCUGAGAAAUCGGAGAAAGAGAAAGAGGACAUGAAGGAAGGUGCUGCGGCAGCAGCUUUUCCAACGGGGGCGACAGGAGAAAGUGAUACGGUUUCUGCCAGUGCUGCUGUUCAAUCAGCAGGUGCAUCAUUAAGACAAGAAACACCGUCUCCGUCAUGGAGCCAAUCAGAUCUUGGUACACAAGUGUCUGCUGCUCCCGUAGCUUUUGGGGAAUUCACAGAAAAAAGAACAACAGAAAAGGAGAGAGAAAAAUCUGCUGAGUCACUCAAAGACAAAAUGGACUCCUCUGAUCAUGAGGGAUCUCCAUCUGGUCGGCAUUCACCUGCAGAAAAAGACAUUUUACCUCAACAAGCAUCAACUUUAGAGAAAGCAGAAACGUCAAGGACUGCCUCUGCUGCCACAUUUUCAGGACAUGAAAUAGACGAUAAUGUUUUGGCAUCUGAGAAUAAUCAAAUUAGCAGCUCUGCCUCUUGUAAAUCCAUGUCAGACUUUCCUGAUGGAAAAGAGAGCCUGAUAGAUAAAAGGUUACUCGUAGAAGGGGAAGAUUUCAAUGUUGAUGAUGAUGAUGAGGACGAAGAUGAUGAUGAUGAGGAGGAGGAGGAAGAAGAGGAGGAUUUGAGUGAUGUAGAUAUGGAAAAGGGUGCCAGAGAACAAUCUGAAAAAGAAAUGUGCAGACGUAGCUCUGGUGAUAGUGCUACGUUAGCAGAGGUAGAGGACUCAAAUAAAAAGUCUCAGCUGCCUGAAUCAAGCCUCCUUAAAGAUGAAACUGUCUGUAAACCAACAGCUGACGAUGCCUCAGCUUCAGACAAGCAGGACGUGAGUAAAAAACCAUCAUCUCCUGAAACAAAACCACUCAACAAAGAUGAUACAGCCACAUCCAAACGUCCUGAAGCAAGGAGUGACGAUGCAGGUAAAACAGCUCCGUCACCAGACCCAAGUGUUCGCAGAAUGGACGAAAGUGGUUUCACUACAUCAGAUGCUCCAAAACUUCCUGAAACAAAGAAAGCAGAGGACACAGACACAAAGUAUUUGUCUCCUGAACCAACCACAAAGAGAAGGUUGUCAUCGGCAGAGGAUUUGAGCUCUUAUGAAGUACUACAGACAAAAGAAGGAGAUGACGACAAAGUGUCUCUAUCGCCAAGCUUUUUGAAAAAGGAAACUUGUCAACCAAUGUCCACAAGCAGCUUGACAGGCAGCUUUUUGCCACCUGACCAUUCAGAAUCCAUUUCCAAGACUACAUCUAGUCCCUCCCCUCCUCUAAGAGGUAGCUAUGCCGACAUCGGACAGAGUAGAUCUGGAGGUUAUUCUGAGCAUUUUUACAGUGAGAAUAGUCAAGUAGGAUUGAAGGAAGAUAAAGAAGAAACCUGUGUGCUCUCAGAUGCCUCCCAGCUAGCCAAGCUAAGCGAUGAUACAUAUUAUAGCCAAAGAAACAUCCAAGAAGAGAAUCUAGAUGAGGGGCAGACCCUAGAUAUCACCACAAGACAUGAGGAAAGUGCCUCAUCACCAUGCACAUACACCACCUUAACAUACUCUACUUCAACAUACUCCUCCACAUCAUACAGUUACUCGUCUUCAGCCUCAACUUCUGCCCCUUUGAGCAAACCGUGUGGAGACAAAGUCAAAACUUUUACAACAAUAUCAAGCCCUAGAGUACCUCUAGCCAAAGAGGAGCCAUCGGCGGCAGAGUCUCAGAGCUCCUGCUUUGGAGGAUUUCAGAGAGAUGAGUACAUGGAGGUGACGACGAAACCUGCAACAAAAGUGUCUUUACCCGGCCAGUCUGAUGAGACCAAACCAUCAUAUGCAUUCUUGUCUACCACUGCCAAACAGACUGAGGGUCAAAGUGGUUCUGCAAAGCCUGAAACUGAGACAAAGUCAAGCACUGACUGUUUUUAUAUGCUAGAAACUAAGAUUACACCAUCCUCCGCUGCACCAUCCCUGCAAAGCAUGGAACCAGUAAAGGUGUCAGAGAGUGUAUCAGAGGCUUGCUUUGAUGUCUCUCCCCUCCAAAGGGCUCACUCCUCUGACAAGGUGUCCCAAGAGUCAUCAGACGAUGAGGAGCCUGUUACACUUGAAAUGGAGGACAGCACCUUACCAUGUCGUAUUGAAUGUCAAAAAAUCAAAGUGGCUGAGCAAAAGGAGAGUUUUUCAUUGAUAACCGAGUCAUAUAUGGUAGGUAGUACCUCACAGUCCACAGAGAAUAAGACGGUCACCAACACCUCUGCUACUGUUGUGUCUAAACCUGACGUGGUGAUGGAAACAACUCAACAGACAGCCUCACUUAACUCACUCAGUGAUAGCGGAGCUAGCAAAACCACAUGUGCCACAACAGUCGUGUCCAAAGCAGAGGACGAUAAAGAGAAAAAGGAGAAAACACUGGAGGUAAAAGAGGAGAACACAAACAGAGUAAUUGCACCUUUGAAGGAAGAUGAGAAGGUUUCAGAAAAAGAUGAAAAGACAUUAACUGCUAAAGAUGGUGAGGUCAAGCAGAAAAUAGAGGAAAGGUUGUGUAAAGAAAGCACAGAGGAGAGGAAGGCAACAGCUGAUCCAAAGAUGUGUGAAAAAGCAGAAGAUGGUAAGAAAGGAGAGGCAGAAAAAAUCGAGGAGAAAAGCUUCUUGGAGAUGCCACCAGAGAGAUUAGAGGUCAGGAGAAGGAGCAGUAUAUCUGAUUGGGAACUACUACAGAGGCCUGAAGACUGCCCAAGUGCCCCUCCUCCAGGUUAUGGUGAUGAUGACGAGGAGGAAGAGGAUGAAGAAGCGAUGGAAUGGAUGACCAGUGUCCACAGUACCGCUAUGUCCUCGUCGAAAGAUACCCAUCACACAGAAACAUCAAGCAAAGGAGCCGCAAGGGCUGAUCGUCCCUCUGACUUGAACACCGGUGCCGCCGCCUCCUCUGCUUCCUAUCCAGGCCACUCCUCUUGCGAAUACAAACAUCGCAAAGGAGAACUUUCUCCAUCGUUCAUCAACCCGAGCCCUCAUCCGCUCUCCAGUGACGAGGGCGAGGGUGAGGAGGACGACCGCAGUGACCACUCCCAGGAAGGAGACGAGGACGAUCAGGAGCAACACUCCGUGAAAAGGAGGUCGCACAAGCAGAGGCACCACCACACUCCGAGUUUACCCGGAGACGCUGGACAGGGGCCACAGCAGCUGCCCGGCGCCAUGUCGUCCGGUUUGGCUGUGACGUUAGCUGGAGAGGAAACACCUCCGACAUCAGCGAGCGAGUCGUUGCCUUCACAGUCGGAUUCUGACGUUCCUCCAGAGACCGAGGAGUGUCCGUCCAUAACAGCUGAGGGAAAUCUGGACUCGGACGAAGACGCCGAACAUCUGCCGGUGGACAAAUUAUCUGGAGCUGGGGGGGGUCACCAUCCUCCAUCACCAAGGUCAGCUCAGAAGACUCAUGACCCAUCUCCCACCCCGAUGAAGGACCCUCAUCCCCACCCUCCGCACCCAGAUGUGUGCAUGGUAGAUCCAGAGGCUCUUCUCAAUGACCACAGCAGCACAGAGAAACUUCUUAAAAAGGAGCACAAGACCACCAAGGGCCUCAGAAAGGGCAAACCCAAGUCGGCCUCCCCCGCUCGUAAGGGGGAAGUCAGGAAGAGGUCCUCUACUCCGGUGAAGCAGACCUCCAAGGACUCCGCCUCACCUCGAUCAGCCUCCCUCAGGAGGAAGGACGCAGACAGAAGCUCCAGGCUGAUCAAGAUGUCUGAGACUCAAGGCUCCAGGAGUGAGAUCCUCAACCCGGGGAAAGGCUUGGUCAAUGGAGUCAAGAGCAGUUCAGGAAACAACUCCCAGAAAACUAGCUUGGCCGUGCCCCCUGGACCACCCAUCUAUGUCGACCUGGCCUACGUGCCCAACCACUGCAGUGCCAAGAACGUGGAUCAGGAGUUCUUCAAGAGAGUGCGAGCUUCGUACUAUGUGGUGAGCGGGAACGACCCGGGCAGUGGAGAACCCAGCCGUGGAGUCCUGGAUGCCCUGCUGGAGGGCAAAGCUCAGUGGGGCUCCAAUUUACAGGUGACCCUGAUCCCGACCCACGACUCUGAGGUGACCCGGGACUGGUACCAGCAGACUCACGAGAGGCAGCAGGACCUGAACAUCAUGGUUCUGGCCUCCAGCAGCACCGUGGUCAUGCAGGAUGAGUCCUUCCCUGCCUGCAAGAUCGAGUUCUGAGCUCCUCCCCACCCCCUCCUCCCAUCUUCCCCCUCCCCGUCAUCUGUUCUCACUGGAGGUGGAGCGAGACCGAACAGCACUCUCUGCUUCAAAGCUUCUCGCUCUCAUGGUACCAGUCAAAACGCAUUUGCUGCAGCCCUCAAUACACUAGAUUCUGUUAACUGAAAUCAAAGUUAUGCUCUCUGUGACAGUGGGGUUUAUGACGCAAAAAAUAACGUGCCGUUAUGUUUUUUUUCUUCUCACACAGGCACUUACAAUCGUGGUAAAAAAUUCUAAAACAUUUCCAGUAACAUUAUCAAGCUCGCUUUGCCUCAAAUCCAACAGACGAAUGGACGUCAUUAUCCCACAAAUGCAUAAUGCCAGAGAUUUGCAAGGUGUAGUUCUAAAACUCUACGGCUCAAAUCACUACUGACACGGAAAUUCAAUACUCCCAAGUAGCAAAUUUCUAAUCCAAAAUGGCCAAAACAAGAGCAAAAACACCGUAAAAACAGAAGUUCUCAUUAGUUAACUUCUCCAAAAAUGAAUCAGUGAUCGAUAACUAGUUUAGAUUACAUGCAGUGUUUUUAGGAGAAUAGACAUUUUCCUGUUUAUUUACCAUCUGUGCUCCUACUUUGCAAUUCUGAUCACGCUACAGUAGCUGUUGGAUGAACUCAGUAAUUACAUAGAUUGAUGUUGCAAAAAAAAACACAAAAAAAAAAGGUUCCUUCUCGUCAUUUGUGGUGAAGUUUUAGGAGGUGCCUGAAGUUGGACCUCUUUCUGCUAGGCUUUCACAUCCUAGCUGGUGCAUGAUGCUUGCGUUUUUAGCUCGGACUCUUUAAGAACUGCAGAGGGUUAGUCCUCUCUUUAGCCAGCCUUUAAGUGUGGAAUGCAGUAUAGUGUAGAUAGCUCACUACACUGUUUGGCUGUCAAUGCUCAAGUGAAUUCAAUAGGUGCCAGGCAAAAGGACGACGAUGUCUGUGCACUAAAUCAUACCUCUGCUGGAUGUAAUGGUCCCUCUUUAAGUCCUUAUCAUGCUCUUUGAUGGUCGUAUGUACUCCAGUAUACAUGUAGGGUAAACGUUUCUAUUUCAAUACAGAGUUAUGUUACAUAAAUUAUAUAUUUUGUGAUGAUGCACAGGGAAAUAGGCGAAUGCAGUGGUUUGGAUGAUGCAUUUGAGGAGAAGGUUUAAUUAAUCGGUCAUUUCCUCCCGUUCAGCUACAUCUCACCGUCUCCGUCGAUAUCACAGAGCGAUGGGAAGAUGAAAUGAGCAGUGACCGGUGACAAAUGUAGCAACAGAAGCCCGUCCGCUGGCCCCUUCAGAGGGAGUAAGAACUGCAAUAUUUAUAGGUAUUAUUGGAGUUAUUUUUCAGGGAAAAAGUGAGUGUGGAGUGUGUUACAGGAGGCUUCUUUCAUGUGCCUUUAGCUUGUGCUCUUGGAGAGAGAGGGGGAUAUUUUAAGGACAUGUCAGCCAUUUUGAAAUGGAGCCAGAAACCAGGGUAAAUCAAACGGAACAAGUUCACCACAAUAGAAGACCAACCGGUUCAUACAGUACACGCACAAACCUUAUCCACACUUGGAAAUAGUACACUAAAUAACUUUGGGAUCUCUGUGAUCCAAUUCAGCGUCAAUGCCACAUUCUGAACCGACACUUUCAAACAAACAUGAAUGUCUUCGAGCAGAGAAACUGCACCAAAUAGGAAUGUACUUUUGUGAGAGUUUAGAAGUUGGAUUUUUGUUUGUAGUUGAAGCACAGAGCGAGUGUCGUCGGAGAAACUAACUUUCAUUGUAUUAUAAGAUAAUGUACUAGACGUUCCUCCAAACUGAGCUAGCAGUUAAAGGGACAGCAUCUUAGUUUUGAAGCAAUUACCGAAUAUUAAUCCCACAGUAAUAUUUACAGAAUGAGCAUGAAUGAUUACGAUCGUACUGGACGCAAGUAUAAAGUAGGAAUGUCUUUAAGGUCGUUUUUUGUGUGCGAGCAUAUAAUAAUAAUAUAACGCAGCAGGGUUUGACUUUUCCGUGGGCUCGCUAUGAAAGGUCUCUCUGCUGGUUCACAGACAGGUUGACGAGUCGCUCACAUGCUCACGUUUAAUUUACGCGAGCCCAAGUUUUAUUUCUUCAUAUAUAUAUAAUUUUUAGAGUAACAAAUUUACAUUUUCAAUUAAUUCUGGUUUAAUGUUCUCCAAAUGCGUGCUGAGAAGCAAAUCUUAUUGUAUUUACAUUUCACUUUUUUGUCUAAAGAAAGAACUAUAUUUCUGCCAAGAUGGCUCAUCACAUGCUUGUUUUUGUUUUGUGUGGACUGGGGACGGGCCAGGCUGGGCGAUGGAGGAGGGGAGGCUUGGAUUCCCAGAAAGGACUCAGUUUGAGCUCUUGAUGACGGAUUGAUAGUCAGGAUGUUGCCAACUAAACGCAGGGAGGAUCCUCUGCUCGCACAGUUUAACUUCGCUCAAUUCUUUCUCUCAAAUCUGAUUCAAAAUGUGACACAAACUCCUCGUUUCAUGCGUGUUGUCAGCCUGGGACCGGUGCCCUUUCCUUUCCUUGUUAAACGCUCACACUACCUUAUACCUCAUCUUCCAAAGCCACCGUGCUCUUUGCUCUGCCUGGCCUCCCUUCACAGUAUAUAUGUGUCCAUUAUGCACAGUGUAAGCCUUGAUAUGCAUCUCAUGCUUGUGAUGAUUCAGAAGCAGACAGCUUUUUCUUUUUUUUUUCUGUUUGAUGCAGUUUGUAUAUUAAACAGCUGGGCACGCACAAGUACACACCCUAGUCUGGAGGGAGUUGAUUAACUGAAGGGCGCAUUUAGACCGAGGAGACAGAGAAUUCAAAUUAAUCGAAAACAAGCGAAAAAGUCCCUUUCACCGCCUCUGCGAUGCCGUCUGGAAAUGUGUCCAAAAAGCCAGGAAGAAGCUUUUCAAUGUACGGAUCAGACUCUGUGGACGGUCUGAUGUGUCGUACUGUCUUUGAAUAAUGUUUUUAAGUUGGCAGAUUCCAAAUACCAAGCCUUGAGAUGUUCAAGGCAUCAGUAGAACGCUGUGAAGCACUCAAUACUGAACUGUGUGACGACACAGAAGCUGAAUGCACUAUAGAGGAGAUCUAUUUUUCUUGAAUGUAGAGUUGGUACGACCGUGCGAAUGCUGCUGGAUCAAAACAAUAGAGAAAUAAAAACAACUCACAGCAGCCUGGACAGUAAUACAAUGAGAGCAGGUACCGUUUUGACAGACUUGUCAUGAUAAAUCACGGUUCUGCUCCAGAGGAGAAAAGUUUGAUUUCUGACGUAACAGAAAGCAACCGAGAUCCCGUAAACAAACCCAUUAACAGUAACACAGAAAUAGUACCAACUGCAGCUGCAACUUUAUCCUUUUCCUGAUGACGACUUGAAAACACAUGCAGACUCAAAAACCAUCGAUGAAAUGAAACAAAUGCUACAUGUACAUGUAUGUACUGAGCACGGAUUUAUACACGUCGCUUUCACUUAAAAAGGUACGACAACUUAUCCUUCCGAUGUUCGUUUCAGCUGCUUUUAGAUCAAAACUGCUAACUACUCCUCCAACCGAGAGAGCUACACAAAAACGCUGACAAGAUAUAGGAUGGAAACAAAAUUGCAUCAUUCAGUUCAAUUUCAUCGCCAUACCUGCAUCGAAAUGAAGAUACCAUUUGAUCUCAAUAUGGCGUCAUCUGUCCAUCUCAUCUCUCUGCAUGUGAUUUAUUUAGUUAUAAUCCUGAAUGUAAUUGUUUAACAUGGAAAUAAUAAAAAUUCAAUGCUAUUUUAAAGAGGUAUAUUUGAAAAAAACACAAAAAAAACAGCUUAUUGUCUUAACUGGUACUGAAAUGACCUACAGUGAUAUAAUACUAGGCUGUGCUUUUAUUGUUUGUCCUGUUAACAUGUUAAGAAGACGCUGUAUUGGUAGUUAUGUUCGAUUCUCUCCUUUUUUUUGCAUUGUAUUAAUCUUAGUUACGAUUUCUUCCUCAGCGCAAUAUUCAAUAUCUCUCUGUCUCUUUAAAUCUAACUGGUGAAACUAGAACUACUGCAGAUUCAUUGUAAAAGGGAAACAGCCUGGUGAUCAUCUAUUAAAGUACAUUUAAAUCCA
Messenger RNA from Anarrhichthys ocellatus (wolf-eel), 16552 nucleotides. It is a transcript of the gene map1ab, whose product is annotated as microtubule-associated protein 1Ab. The transcript is spliced from 7 exons. Lineage: Eukaryota; Metazoa; Chordata; Actinopteri; Perciformes; Anarhichadidae. Gene Ontology annotation, cellular component: dendrite; synapse; neuronal cell body. The coding region runs from base 36 to 12491 and encodes 4151 amino acids. Gene Ontology annotation, biological process: microtubule cytoskeleton organization; dendrite development; axonogenesis. The record is from RefSeq and is a predicted model, not a curated record. Gene Ontology annotation, molecular function: microtubule binding; actin binding.